Molecule: messenger RNA, 1944 nt
Organism: Haplochromis burtoni (Burton's mouthbrooder)
Lineage: Eukaryota; Metazoa; Chordata; Actinopteri; Cichliformes; Cichlidae
Product: serine hydroxymethyltransferase 2 (mitochondrial)
Exons: 12
Coding region: 84-1586 (500 amino acids)
Biological process (GO): purine nucleobase biosynthetic process; L-serine catabolic process; protein homotetramerization
Cellular component (GO): mitochondrial matrix; mitochondrial inner membrane; nucleus
Molecular function (GO): glycine hydroxymethyltransferase activity; zinc ion binding; pyridoxal phosphate binding
Source: RefSeq, a predicted model, not a curated record
UUUUUUUUUUUCAACCAGCCCUUCGUUUCUGUCAGGGGUGUGGGCGCUGCUGUGCUGCUUCUUCGUCAGGUCUACCUGGAAAUAUGCGGCUAUUCGCUCUGAGACGACUCACACGGCCGCUGUGCCAGCGAGUCCCUGCUUGUCUCAGUGCACGUGCCCACCAGUCUCACGCUGCCACCCGUGCAGCGGAUGAAGAUCGUCCUUGGACGGGUCAGGAGAGCCUGGCUCAGGAUGACCCCGAGAUGUGGAAUCUGCUGCAGAAUGAGAAGGACAGGCAGUGCCGUGGUUUGGAGCUCAUUGCAUCUGAGAAUUUCUGCAGCCGAGCAGCUCAGGAAGUUCUCGGCUCCUGUCUUACCAACAAAUAUUCACGCAACCCUGUCAUAAAGUCUCAUGGUGGAGGAGGAGUGGUUGACCAAAUUGAGCUGCUCUGUCAGAAGCGAGCUCUGGAGGCCUUUGACCUGGAUCCAGCUCUGUGGGGCGUCAACGUCGAACUGUACUCUGGCUCUCCUGCCAACUUUGCCACUUUCACCGCUGUACUCAAUCCCCACGAUCGUAUCAUGGGCCUGGACGUAUCUGAUGGUGGACAUCUGUCUCACGGCUACAUGUCUGAUGUGAAAAGAAUCUCUGCAACCUCAAUCUAUUUUGAGACAAUGCCUUACAAGCUAAAUAUUGCAACAGGACUUAUAGACUACGACCAGAUGGAGAUGACGGCCAAGCUGUUCCGGCCCAAGCUCAUCAUCGCUGGCACCAGUGCCUAUGCCCGGCUCAUUGACUAUGCCCGCAUCAAGAAGCUGUGCACCAACAUCAAUGCCUACCUGCUUGCUGACAUGGCUCAUAUUACUGGCCUGGUGGCAGCCAAAGCCAUCCCCUCGCCCUUUGAACAUGCCGACCUGGUCACCUCCACCACGCACAAGUCCCUCCGUGGAGCAAGGGCUGGUCUCAUCUUCUAUCGGAAGGGUGUUCGCUCAGUUGACAAAAAGGGAAAGGAAAUCAUGUACGACCUCGAGGACAAGGUCAACUUUUCUGUCUUCCCCUCCCUGCAGGGUGGACCUCAUAACCAUGCCAUUGCUGCUGUAGCAGUGGCACUCAGACAGGCACAGUCGCCCCUGUUUAAGAAGUAUGUUGACCAGGUGCUAAAGAAUGCCAAGGCUAUGGCUGCAGCUCUUCUCAGCAAAGGCUACACUCUGGUAUCAGGUGGGACCGACACCCACCUGGUCCUCGUGGACCUGCGGCCCAGGGAUGUUGACGGGGCUCGGACUGAGAGGUUACUUGAGCUUGCGUCAAUCUCCACCAAUAAGACUGCCUGCCCUGGAGACAAGAGCGCCCUGGCGCCUGGUGGCCUCAGACUAGGUGCUCCAGCCCUGACCUCGAGACAGUUCAAAGAAGCUGACUUUGUGCAAGUUGUCGAGUUCAUGGAUGAGGGUUUCAAGAUUGCCUUGGAUGUCAAGAAAAAGACAGGAAAGCUCCAGGACUUCAAGAACUUCCUUCUUCAGGACCCAGAAACGGUGGCUCGCAUCGCAGAUCUGCGCCACCGUGUUGAAGCUUUUGCCAGGCCCUUUCCCAUGCCAGGGUUCCCAAACCAUUAGCCCACUGUGGACUCACGGGUCUAUCACAGCCAGAUGGCAGAGAGCCGGCAGGGCAGAAGUGUGGAUGGAGUGAAAUGUGGCCGGUGCCUGUGAGCUGAAAUGGCUUCAAUUCACUUUUUCAAUCAUAUACGGGAAACAAUUUUUAUACUGCUUUGCAGUCACGAGUCAUCUGUUUGGGUAAAAACAUAGCUUCCAUGUUGAGUUAAAGAAACAAUCAAAUGUGACAGAUUUUCUAGAGCAGAACAACAUAUUUUCUAUUGUGUGUGUGAAGAUUUUCUUCUUCAUAUCAUUUUGUAAUAAAAAUGUGUGUGGAAGAAAUAAUUAGCAAAAGUCGGUGUCACAGUGUCUGUGAUCUCAA